GGCGACUCCCGGCCGGCGCGGCUCGCUUUCCGGCUCCCUCCGCGCGGCGAGCGCAGCCCCGCUGGAUUUUUCCUUUCCCGUUCCAGCCCUCUCGUCUGCGCGGCGCGGCGCGGCGGCGGCAGGGGGAUGGGGGCCCCGCCUGGGGAAGGGGGCGAAGAUCGAUGAAGAUUAUUGUUCUUUUUAAGGAUGCCUUAGCUUCCUCCCGCCGCCUCUCCUUGGAGCCUCCCUACUAGAGACGGCGAGCCACCGGAGCGAGGGAUGUAGAGAGAGGGGGAAACACGCCGGGAGCUGCAGCCGGCCGGGGAGACCCUCCUCUCUGUGGAGGGGAGGGGGAUUUCCAGCGACACAUCAUUGGCGAGGCGGAUCGUCGCAGGGAGAGGAGCCCCGGAGCGAGCGGGGAAUCCCGCAGCCCUUUGUGGAGCCCGAGCCCGUGCCGCCUGCUGAGCGGGGUCGGUGGGAGCCAGCGUGUCGGCGGCGAUGCCCGCCCCGGCGGGACACUGCUGCAGCUGACGUCAUUCUUCGUGACCCCGGCCCUGCGGCUCUGUCCACUCCAAAAUGGCAGAGAAGGCUCCCCCAGGCUUGAACAGGAAGACUUCGAGGUCGACGCUUUCUCUUCCCCCAGAGCCCGUGGACAUUAUCAGGAGCAAAACGUGCUCCCGGAGGGUUAAAAUCAACGUGGGGGGCCUCAACCACGAAGUCCUGUGGAGAACGCUGGACAGGCUGCCCAGGACGCGCCUGGGGAAGCUUCGAGACUGCAACACGCACGAGAGCCUCCUGGAGGUGUGCGACGACUACAAUCUGAACGAGAACGAGUAUUUCUUUGAUCGGCACCCGGGGGCCUUCACUUCCAUCCUGAAUUUCUACCGGACGGGGAAACUGCACAUGAUGGAAGAAAUGUGUGCGCUCUCUUUCGGCCAAGAGCUCGAUUACUGGGGGAUCGAUGAGAUCUACUUGGAGUCCUGCUGCCAAGCCAGGUAUCACCAGAAGAAAGAACAAAUGAACGAGGAACUGAGGCGAGAGGCGGAGACGAUGCGAGAGCGAGAGGGAGAAGAGUUUGAUAACACCUGCUGCCCUGAGAAAAGGAAGAAACUGUGGGACUUGCUGGAGAAACCGAACUCAUCCGUGGCCGCAAAGAUCUUGGCCAUCGUGUCUAUCCUGUUCAUUGUACUUUCUACCAUUGCUUUGUCUCUCAACACACUGCCGGAGCUGCAGGGAAAGGACGAAUUUGGACAAUUCAACGACAACCCCCAGUUAGCCCACGUGGAGGCUGUGUGUAUUGCCUGGUUUACCAUGGAGUACCUUUUACGGUUCCUGUCCUCACCACACAAAUGGAAGUUCUUCAAGGGCCCACUAAACAUCAUUGAUUUGCUGGCCAUCUUGCCAUACUAUGUCACCAUAUUCCUCACAGAGUCCAACAAGAGUGUGCUGCAGUUCCAAAACGUGAGGCGCGUGGUCCAGAUCUUCCGGAUCAUGCGUAUCCUCAGAAUCCUGAAACUCGCCAGACAUUCGACAGGGCUGCAGUCUCUGGGUUUCACGCUCAGACGGAGUUACAAUGAACUGGGCUUGUUGAUACUGUUUUUGGCCAUGGGAAUCAUGAUAUUUUCCAGCCUGGUCUUUUUUGCUGAGAAAGAUGAGGAAGCUACCAAGUUCACCAGUAUCCCGGCAUCAUUUUGGUGGGCCACCAUCACCAUGACCACUGUCGGCUAUGGUGACAUUUACCCUAAAACGCUACUAGGGAAAAUUGUGGGAGGCCUGUGCUGUAUUGCUGGAGUUCUAGUUAUUGCCCUUCCUAUCCCAAUCAUUGUGAACAACUUUUCUGAGUUUUACAAGGAGCAGAAACGCCAGGAGAAGGCAAUUAAAAGGAGAGAGGCUCUUGAGCGGGCCAAGAGGAAUGGAAGCAUCGUUUCUAUGAACUUGAAAGAUGCCUUUGCCCGAAGUAUGGAACUGAUAGAUGUGGCUGUUGAGAAGGCCGAGGAGUCAGCCAAUACGAAGGACUCAGCCGACAACAAUCACCUGUCCCCGAGCCGGUGGAAGUGGGCCAGGAAGGCUCUGUCGGAAACAAGCUCCAACAAGUCCUACGAGAAUAAGUACCAGGAGGUUAGCCAAAAAGACUCCCACGAGCAGCUGAACAACACAUCUUCCUCCAGCCCACAGCAUCUGAGUGCCCAGAAACUGGAGAUGCUGUACAACGAAAUCACCAAGACACAGCCUCAUUCUCACCCAAACCCGGACUGCCAAGAAAAGCCCGAGAGGCCGUCUGCGUAUGAAGAAGAGAUAGAAAUGGAAGAAGUGGUCUGCCCGCAGGAGCAGCUGGCCGUGGCGCAGACCGAGGUCAUCGUGGACAUGAAGAGCACCUCCAGCAUCGACAGCUUCACCAGCUGUGCCACCGACUUCACCGAGACGGAGAGAUCCCCGCUGCCACCACCCUCCGCGUCUCACUUGCAGAUGAAGUUCCCGCCCGACCUCCCAGGGCCGGAGGAGCAGCACCAAAGAGCCAGGGGCCCCCCAUUUCUAACCCUGUCCAGAGAGAAAGGGCCUGCUGCCAGGGAGAGCACGCUGGACUAUGCCCCGCUCGACAUAACUGUGAACCUCGACGCCAGCAUCUCCCAGUGCGGGCUCCACGGUCCCUUGCAGUCUGACAGUGCCGCAGACAGUCCUAAGAGCUCUCUAAAAGGCAGCAACCCACUGAAGUCCAGAUCCCUCAAAGUGAACUUUAAGGAAAAUAGAGGCAGUGCGCCACAGACCCCGCCCAGCACAGCCAGGCCACUGCCCGUAACCACAGCUGACUUUUCGCUCAGCACCCCACAGCACAUCAGUACCAUCCUCUUAGAAGAAAACCUCCCCCAGGGAGACAGACCCUUGCUGGGUGCUGAGGUUGCAGCACACUGUCAGGGACCUUCCAAAGGGCUGUCCCCUAGGUUUCCCAAGCAGAAACUGUUUCCUUUCUCUUCAAGAGAGAGGAGGAGCUUCACUGAAAUAGAUACUGGCGAAGAUGAAGACUUCUUAGAGCUCCGGGGGGCAGGGCAGGACGAGCAGGCGGACUCCAGCCCCAAUUGCUUUGCAGAUAAGCCUAGUGACGGAAGAGACCCUUUAAGAGAAGAGGGCUGUGUGGGCUCUUCCUCCCCCCAGAAUACAGGUCACAACUGUAGGCAGGACAUUUACCAUGCUGCGGGUGAGGUCAAAAAAGACAGUAGUCAAGAAGGGUGCAAGAUGGAAAACCACUUGUUUGCCCCAGAAAUUCAUUCCAACCCAGGAGACACAGGUUAUUGUCCCACACGUGAAACCAGCAUGUGACUAGUUACAAAAGCAAUAAUAAAAACAAAAACAACAAACUUGUUUCUUAAAAAUGUGGUUAAUAAUGCCUGUGAACUAAAAAUGGGAAGCCCUCUCCCCGCCCCCAAAAAAGUGCAUAAAAUGUUAUUUUUGCAUGGCAUGAACAGUUUAGUUUAAGUACUGUUUAAAUAAAGAGUCAAGACUGCAUUUUGUAACAAACAAACAAAAAUGACUGAAGAACAGUGAACAAAUAAAGAGAGCUCUAUUAGGAACCAGUAUUCUGCAAUGUCUGACAUUUUUGAUCCUUUCAUUUCAAAUUGUAGGCAGAUUUUCAAGUUUUAACUUUUAUGUUAUAACAAAUUUUAGAAUUUGCACAUGAAAGGAUGAAAUGUCAUUGCAUGCAUUCAUACUUCUAAGGAAUAAGGUACUUUGAGCUUGCAAAAUGCAUAACUUUGUGUAAAUACUGGGGCCUGGAUGCAAGUGUCACGAACACGUGGAAACAAGUUUCUAAGACACAGGUAUUUCCUUCACAGCUACUGCCUGGAGGAGGUGUAUGUACAGACUUCCUGUUGCAAAAUUGCAACCUCUUCUUAAACCAUCUCGCAUAUCUCGCUUUGAGUUAUAAAGCUCUUAUAAGUACAUUUGUCUAAAGGAAUACAGUAUUUUUUAUUUACUUGUGAUAUAAUUCAUAGAGUGUAUUUUUCUUUUUUGCUUCUGCUUAGUUGUGGCAGUUGUGGUUUCAUUUAUAAGUCAUAGAAAUAGGCAAGAUUUAAUGACCAGAUAUCAAAACAUUUGGAUUUUAAGCUUGAAAUUUUGCCAGUAAAUUAUAUAUCAAGCCACAGCCUAUUAAAGGAAUGCAUUUUAUUAAAAAUCUGAAAUUAUUUAAAAGCUUAUAUCGAACAACUAAACUUUUUUUGUUAAAUGGCACUCCACAUACGGAAAUUCAUUUUUAAAAAAUAUAUAUAUUGUGUUUUGGCCACCUAAUAUGACUGUAUUUUCCACUUGUAUUCAACAUAACCUUACUAACUAAUGAUGUAAAAAUAGAAUGCAGAUAUGCCAAAAUGGGGAUUCCAAAAAGUGACUUUGGACAGACUUUUAAAAGCAGAGCCAUUUAAGUGAGACUGCCACCCCCCCAUAUAGAUAGAGUUGGUUCGGAAAUGAGUUACCAUGAAAAGAGCCCUUGCCUGGUAAUGGUGACCCAGUAUGGGGAGAGGGGAGAGGAGGCAGAGGACACUGCCAUUUGUGGAGGGAAGUUGUUCCUUUUGCAGGAUGCAAAUGACAGAACCCAGAGCCACAGAUGGCAGUAGCACCUCCCAGUAAUUGCAACAACUAGAAACAUCCCAUUACAUUUCCAGUCCCCCUCCCACACUACGGGGUGGUCAGGACUAUCCCUGUUGAAAGCCACUUCCAGCAUUUUCUACUGAGAACAGUGAAUUCCAGAGAAAUUAAGUCAUUUCCUGGAGGUGGUCCUGUUGGUAUAGUCUGUGCUAGAACUCAGGUCAUUUGAAUCCACUUUGUUUCACAGGAAUCAAGGCUCUGAGUCCAGACCUGUGAUCCUGGAUGAGCCUCUACAAGCUCUCUUCGUCUCAAUUU
This is a messenger RNA of Microcebus murinus (gray mouse lemur), 4866 nucleotides long. RefSeq names its product potassium voltage-gated channel subfamily B member 2 (gene KCNB2). Gene Ontology annotation, biological process: protein homooligomerization; potassium ion transmembrane transport; action potential. Gene Ontology annotation, cellular component: voltage-gated potassium channel complex; membrane; dendrite. The record is from RefSeq and is a predicted model, not a curated record. Lineage: Eukaryota; Metazoa; Chordata; Mammalia; Primates; Cheirogaleidae. Gene Ontology annotation, molecular function: delayed rectifier potassium channel activity; protein binding.